This is a messenger RNA of Siniperca chuatsi (mandarin fish), 3603 nucleotides long. Its product is annotated as melanoma receptor tyrosine-protein kinase-like. Bases 302 to 649 code for a protein of 115 amino acids. The record is from RefSeq and is a predicted model, not a curated record. Lineage: Eukaryota; Metazoa; Chordata; Actinopteri; Centrarchiformes; Sinipercidae. The transcript is spliced from 2 exons.
UGAAAUACGUUUGUGUUGCUGAAGCACAUAGAGGUCGUAAAUAGUGGAUGAAAGGAACAAUGAACAAAAAAAAUCAUGAUUUGAUGAAUGAAAAGUAAACAGUGACCAUUCAGCAGAAUCAAAAUAUGUCUCACAUACCUUUUCUUCCAGUGUCACGUUUACAAGAUGAACACAUUUUACCGUCUCUCGUUUUUCAUCUCAGAACGGCCGUCCAGUCAGAGAGAACAGCAUCGCUCUGCGUUACAUCUCCGACCCGACUCACAACUCGCUGGACAAAGACGACUUCGCCGGCCACGAGUACAUGAACCAGAGUCUGAGUGAGACCAGCAGGAGCAGCAGGCUGUCGGAGGUUUUGAAUCCCAACUACGAGGACCUGAGCCCGGGCUGGGGCGCCGCCUUGCCCCGCUCACCGCUGGAGGAUCCGAAGCCCUCCGCCAGAGUUCCCGAGGGACCCGAAUACCUGAACUCCACCCAAAGCUCGCUCCCCCUGGCCGCCAGCGACAGCCUCGACAACCCGGACUACCAGGCCGACUUACUGCCGCAGGCCACGCCCACGACCGCUUUAACGGGGAACGGUCUGUUCCUCCUGGCGGCGGAGAACCUGGAGUACCUGGGUCUGGGUGCUGCACUGCACGCCCCCAUCCGCUAGGGGGCAGCAACAAUCUGACACCCCGAACUGGAACUGAGGUUCUGUGGAAACAAAAUGUCGCCCACUUGGAUUUAGGUUGCUGACAGUAUUUAACUGAGCUGUUUUACUGUGAAGUUUCCCAGGAAAUGCUGAGUGAGCAGCAGCAGUUACUGAGGGGGAGGAGGAGGACAGGACGUUUUCCAGGGAUUCAAACUCACAAACCGGACCUUUCUCUCAACCUUUAAAUGGCUUCAUUAACUUGUUUGACGUGACAAACUAGUGAGAACCCCGUGGAAAGCAAACAGCCAGAAGCCAGCGAGACAGAACCCACACAGAGUCUCUUCAGGUUCACCAGGACAGAGACUUUAUUCGAUCCGUCUCGGCCCCUCUGGGGCGAUGGAUUCUUGGGCUGAAACGCCAUUUUCAAUAUGUCUUCCACUCCAUCUUUCCUCUGCAUCCUUCCCUUGUCAGCACUUGUAUUAUGCACUAUGGAAAUAAAAUCAGGUCCUAAACAUCGAAAAUUCAUCAGCUGGUACUUUGCAAAUGUGCACAGCGCUUUAAAAAUGUGCAAAGAAGAAAAAUUCUGUAUCUGCUCAUUUACACGGACUCAGGUCGUCUUGAUGAUAAAGGCCGCGAGCGGACCUGAGUCCACACGAUGGAUCCUCGGCUCCAUCGGGUAUCAGGAAGCUCAGUGGCGCCCUAAGCUGGCGAUGUGACGGCUCUGCGGCUCAAAUCUAAGUGCACCAAAGUCGACUCUGCUGCCACCACGACACAAACACUGGCUCACUUUCUUGUUUGAACGAGAUCCUUUUCAUGUUAUUAGGAGACACUUUCAGUCCCCCUGUAAAGCAUUUCUAGGCAAUAUCUAAACAUUUAAUAAAUGGGUUAUAACACACUAUAACGUGGUUAUAAGCUGGUUUUUCAGUACUUGUAUUCAUUGUCUGUUUGUACAGCAGCCUCCACUUUACAGUUAUAGUUGUCAACAAAUACAUUAAUGACUUAUAUCUGCUUACAGCUGCAGUAUAGUCUGUUAUUAACCAUUUCUUAAAUGUUUAUGUGCUGCUUGUAAAUGCUAAACUGGGGGACUUGGUUAUUAGAUACCACAUUAUUCCGUUUGAAGUAAAACACGUUUUAUCACUGUAUCUUGUUAAAUAAUGGAACGAGCAACGUGCCGCCCAUCUGAAACUUUCAGCCAUAUUUUAGUUUCCAUCCGCUGCCUCCGCAGGAGAAUCUUCCACACUGGAGCUUUUAAAUAGUCGGAAGCGCUUGUUUUAAACUUUGGUCCGUGAAAAGUGCAGAAUUGAAGGCGCAGCGAUUCCAAAUGAACAGUCGAGUUCGCAGAGACAAAGCAGAGGAGAAUAUUCUGUUUUUCCUCAAAUGCUUUAAAUAAAGUGUUCAGUUCGACAUCUUCGGCUGCAGUCUCCUGAAGCCGGUUUCGUUUGAUUCGGAUCCCUGAAGGCUGACACACAGGGACGGCUGGACCAGCUGCGUCUCUGUCGGACAGGUGCUCUCUGGAAUAAAGGUGGAAAAAAAGUCACAUCUCAUCAAAACAAGUGACACUUUGUGAAAUCAGCAAAACCUUCUGUCAGCAUUUGACUUGAAACACCUUCAGUUAAGCUUAGAUUGUUGUUUUUUUUACUUGUGUGCCAAGUUGGAUCAGUUUUACUGAAGUGUAAAAAGUGUUUUAUUCUCCCUUUACUUGACAAGAAUGAGCCAAACUCUUAUUUACUGUUACUGCACUCUGACUCUAUUAGCUGUUACUGCACUCUGACUCUAUUAGCUGUUACUGCACUCUGACUCUAUUAGCUGUUACUGCACUCUGACUCUAUUAGCUGUUACUGCUUGCUACUGUUUGUCACUGCUGUUAGUGGAAAUGUACGGAAGCUGAGAGGCGGGUUGAUGGUUAUUCUUCAGGUUCAUCUCAAGACAACAAACGUGCCCAUAUUUCAGGAUGAGCGAGUCUCCGCUCUGACGAAGACGCUCUUUAUGUUGAAACAUUAGUAGCUGCACUUCUUUAAAACGGUUUUCGAAGCGCUCCAGUUUAGUUUUUAACCCCGUUAUUACGACACGAGAGCUGAAUUAUUUUACUUCCUGGAGUUUUCUCACGACUUUCUUGGGACUUAAAUGUGUUUGAGGGUAACGGAGGAACCCCGUCUGAUCAGGACCGGAGUCCGGCACAAGUCCAAGUCUGAGCAAGAAGAGUCCAAAGAAACAGAAAGCAGUGAUUCAGUAUUCUUCACCCUGUUGUUCGUAGAGAGAGUCAACUGUGACUCAGUACAGUUCUUUGGAUUUAGAAAAGUUUGACAUGUGACAGAAACAGGAAAACCUGCGUCAGCAGUUUCCAUCCAGAUUCAGCCUACAUUUUAAACCUUUAAAAGUUUUUUUCCACUCCGCAACUUGAAAAUGUGCUUAAAAACAUGUGGAUGGAAACACAUAGUGUUGCAUUAUUUGCUAAAAGUGUGAUUACAAGAGAAAGACACAAACUGAAAUUAAAAACUAAAUAUUCAGCAUCUGGGGACGAUUGGUUAUUACGUGGCUAAGACACACUGAUUCGACCAUCGCCUGCACUUGAAAAUAACAGAACUGAGAUUCGAAGUAAAGCCGACUGGACUCGAGACUGGAGACAAAAGAGAAGUCCGAGUCCGGACGCUCGUGAGACCGAGAUCUCGACGGCAGACUUGAAAUAGUUACAUCAUGUUUCUGAGGCAGCAGUUUGAUCUUUACAACGUCCUGAAGUCUAAAUAAUGAGCCGAAAAUAUGAAUUAUCAACCACGACUGCACUCAGCUUCCAUAGAAAAUGACACAGAGGAAUCACGUUGAAUGUCUGUAAAUGUUUUAUUGUUUCAUUAGCUUUAAUUGUUGUUAGCUGUGAAAAAUAGUUUGAGAAAUCUUUGUUGUUUACAGGGAACAGCUGACCUGCUAACAAGGCCACCAGUUUGUUGGAAAGACAUUAAAGUUUCUGUUUUGUUGUCUGA